ACUCCAUCGUUAUAGAAGAGAGAGUGAAGGUCUCACACAGACCUUCUCUCUCUCUGUGUGGAUGAUGGCGUCCUUCGUUCUUACAUCUGCCGUCAAUUUAGGGUUCCGGCCACUACCUACUAGCUGCGGAGCCCCCCGUCCUCGUCAAUCUGCGUCAACUUUGAAUCUCAAAUCUAGAAGCAACAGCAUUAAUGGCUUCGGAUUCGUAUCAUCGAAUUUCAAAACGAAUAAAGAUUUUAAUACUCUGAUUAAGAAUCGAAGAAACUUGAUAGUUAAAGCUUCUGCGGCGGCAUCAUCAUCGGUCCCAGCAAAAUCGGAGCCACCGCAGCCGUGGCAGGGGGCUUCAAUUAAGCCUCUAAUUGCAUCGAUUGCGACCGGAAUUAUUCUCUGGUUCAUUCCUCAGCCAGAAGGAGUGUCGAGGAUUGCGUGGCAACUCCUAGCCAUUUUCCUGGCCACCAUCGUCGGGAUCAUCACACAACCGCUACCACUCGGCGCGGUGGCUGUCAUGGGAUUAGGCGCCUGCGUGAUUACUAAAACCUUAACGUUCGCAGCUGCUUUCUCCGCAUUCGGCGAUCCGAUUCCCUGGCUUAUAGCCCUAGCCUUCUUCUUCGCUAGAGGUUUCAUCAAGACCGGUCUCGGUAACCGAAUUGCUUACCAGUUCGUGUCUCUAUUCGGAAGCACGUCUCUAGGGUUAGGUUAUAGCUUGGUGUUUAGCGAAGCUCUUUUAGCUCCGGCGAUUCCAUCAGUUUCGGCGAGGGCGGGUGGAAUUUUCCUUCCUUUGGUGAAAUCCUUAUGCGUUGCAUGUGGAAGCAACGUGGGAGACGGGACGGAACGUAAAUUGGGUGCUUGGCUGACAUUGACAUGUUUCCAGACAUCUGUUAUUUCGUCGGCGAUGUUCUUGACAGCUAUGGCGGCGAAUCCUCUGAGUGCGAAUUUGGCUUUCGGUGCUAUUAAUCAGACGAUCGGAUGGAUGGAUUGGGCAAAGGCAGCGAUUGUACCAGGUUUGACGUCGCUGGUGGUGGUGCCGUUGGUUCUUUACUUGGUUUAUCCUCCGUCGAUAAAGUACAGUCCGGAUGCUCCUAAACUUGCACGGGAGAAGCUGGAGACGAUGGGGCCGAUGUCAAAGAAUGAACUUAUUAUGGCUGCAACUCUGUUACUGACUGUGGGACUUUGGAUAUUUGGAAGUGUGCUAAAUGUGGAAGCUGUAACGGCAGCUAUUAUGGGUUUAUCUGUUCUAUUGAUAACAGGGGUUGUAACUUGGAAAGAAUGCUUAUCUGAAUCAGUUGCUUGGGAUACACUAACAUGGUUUGCUGCUCUUAUUGCAAUGGCUGGAUAUCUCAACAAGUAUGGUCUUAUUACCUGGUUUAGCCAAACCAUUGUUAAGUUUGUUGGAGGCUUGGGGCUUUCAUGGCAGCUAUCCUUUGGAAUAUUAGUCCUCCUUUACUUCUACACACACUAUUUCUUCGCAAGUGGAGCUGCACACAUCGGAGCCAUGUUUACAGCAUUUUUGUCUGUUGCAAGCGCUUUAGGCACUCCACCAUAUUUUGGAGCUCUGGUUCUUGCUUUCUUGUCAAAUUUAAUGGGAGGUCUCACACAUUAUGGGAUUGGUUCUGCACCCGUGUUCUAUGGAGCGAACUAUGUUCCUCUUGCCCAAUGGUGGGGUUAUGGCUUCUUGAUCUCUGUUGUUAAUAUUAUCAUUUGGCUUGGAGUUGGAGGCUUAUGGUGGAAGGUAAUUGGUUUAUGGUAGUUAAUAUAUAUGAAAUGAUCAUCAAAUUGUUGAUUUUUGGCGGGGUUUAGGCAUAGGCAGGCUCUUUUGAAUUCAUUCAUGAAAUUGGUGAAUUGGGUUCUUUUGUGGUCUAUGGUUUAAAUCAAUGGCCGAGGUGCUUAGAGAAGGAAGGAAUGUAUUUAUGUUGCUAAGUUAUUGUUAAAGUGUUUGAUUUUUUAUUUUAUUUUUUUAAAUCUUGAAUAUGCAUUUCAUGCAAAAUAAGAUAUAUUCCCUAACUUGUUAAAUCAA
Molecule: messenger RNA, 2014 nt
Organism: Impatiens glandulifera
Lineage: Eukaryota; Viridiplantae; Streptophyta; Magnoliopsida; Ericales; Balsaminaceae
Product: dicarboxylate transporter 1, chloroplastic-like
Exons: 2
Coding region: 62-1747 (561 amino acids)
Biological process (GO): transmembrane transport
Cellular component (GO): membrane
Molecular function (GO): transmembrane transporter activity
Source: RefSeq, a predicted model, not a curated record